Molecule: messenger RNA, 2842 nt
Organism: Pteropus alecto (black flying fox)
Lineage: Eukaryota; Metazoa; Chordata; Mammalia; Chiroptera; Pteropodidae
Gene: KANK3
Product: KN motif and ankyrin repeat domains 3
Exons: 12
Coding region: 235-2664 (809 amino acids)
Biological process (GO): negative regulation of actin filament polymerization
Cellular component (GO): cytoskeleton; cytoplasm
Molecular function (GO): protein binding
Source: RefSeq, a predicted model, not a curated record
CCGUCCCCAAGCUUCGAGGGGGCGGGCUCGGGUGCGGGCGCGACAGGGGCUUCGGCUUCAGAAUCUGACCAGAUGAGUUCUUAAUGAGCCCAUGAAAGGCUUCCAACUCUGGCCUUCCUCUUCUGAAGGUUCACAUUCCACUUCUUUGAGCAUUAAUUUCUGAUUUUCCCCAGGGAUUGACAGAAAACUCAGCAGGGGCCUUUUUCAGGGUGUCUGGUGGCUACUCCAGGAAACAUGGCCAAGUUUGCCCUGAAUCAGAAGUUGCCUGACCUGGGCGACCCUGGCCCGAUUGGAGGCGCCCGCAGCCCGAGCUCACCCUACACGGUGGAGACGCCUUAUGGCUUCCACUUGGACCUGGACUUCCUCAAGUACGUGGAGGAGCUGGAGCGCGGUCCCGUCGCCCGCCGCGCCCCAGGUCCCCCACCAGCGCGCCGCUCCCGCACUCCCGGGGCUGGCCUCGCGGGCGCGCGCAGCCCAGGGGCUUGGACAUCCAGCGAGUCCCUGGCUAGUGAUGACGGGGGAGCGUCGGGCGCACUCUCCCCGGGCGUGCCCACGGGGUUCCUGCUGCUGCCGCCUCUAUCACCGCGCGCGCCGGUGCGCAAUCCGCGAGUUGAGAACACGCUCCUGGAGACCAGCCGGCGGCUGGAGUUGGCGCAGGCGCACGAGCGCGCGCUCAGCCCGCGCGUGUCCGGCCGCAGCAGCCCAGCCCCAGGCUCCGCCCCCAACCCCGCCCCUACCUCGCCCGGCCCAGUGCAACUGCAGCUGGUGCGCGAGCAAAUGGCCACGGCGCUGCGGCGCUUGCGCGAGCUCGAGGACCAGGCGCGCGCGCUGCCUGAGCUGCAGGAGCAGGUGCGCGCGCUGCGCGCCGAGAAGGCAAGGCUGCUGGCUAGGCGCCCGCACCCGGAACCCGACGGGGAAAUCGAGGCGCGCCCGGACAAGCUCGCUCAGCUGCGGCGGCUCACCGAGCGCUUGGCUACCUCUGAGCGCGGCGUUCGUGCCAGGGCCUGCCCUCAGCCCGAUGGCCCGGACGAAGAGGCUCCGAUGCGCAGCGAGGGCGCACUCCAGGUCGACAGGGCGGUGGGGACCCCCGACGGGGCGCCCCAGAUGCGGGAGGCGGGAACCCAGUCCGUGCGGGGGACCCAAGAGGCGGGAGCCCAGGCAGUGCAGGAGACCCAGGAGGCCAGCGUGGAGGCGGCCCCCGAGACUCUUGAGGCGGACACAUGGGUUACCGAGGCGCUGCUGGGGCUGCCGGUGGCCGCCGAGCGCGAGCUGGAGCUACUGCGUACCAGCCUGGAGCAUCAGCGCGGGGUGAGCGAGCUCCUCAGAGGUCGGCUGCGCGAGCUGGAGGAGGCCCGCGAGGCUGCAGAGGAGGAGGCAGCUGCCCGGCUUCAGCCGUGCGAAGCUGCCACCCAGACCCUGUGGUGUUGUGCUGAGAAGGCCACGCAGACGGAGCCCCCCGAGGAGGCUCCUUCCCUGACGCAGAACCCUCCCGGGGCCACGGAUGGGAACAGAGCCGUGGCGCCCGUGGGCAUCCUCAAGUCCAUCAUGAAGAGGAGAGACAAUACACCUGGCGCCCAGCCCAGCCCCGGACCAAAAAGCCUACAGUUUGUUGGGGUCCUCAAUGGAGAGUAUGAGAGCUCAUCCAGCGAGGACGGCAGCGACGGCGACAGCGAAGACGGCGACAGCGAAGACGACGUUGCCGAGCCCCGGAGGAGGAGCAGCAGCUCGGGCUCCGGGGACGACAGCGGCGGGGGAUCCGACUCUGGCACCCCCAGCCCUCACAGCGGCGAGAAUGCCCGGGACCCGGAGCCGGAGGCAGAGCCUCAGCCGGGUGCGCAGAGGAGGUGCGAGCUGAGUCCGCGAUUGAGGGAGGCGUGUGCAACGCUGUACCGGCAGCUGAGUCAGCCGCAUGGAGCCUCCCGCGACGGCGGCGCGGCGCGCCUAGUGGCUCAGGAGUGGUUUCGAGUGUCAAGCCAGCGGCGCUCGCGGGCGGAGCCCGUAGCCGGGGUCCUGAGCGCGGUGGCGCGCCUGGGACCCGAGCUGCUGGCACACGUGGUGAACCUGGCGGAUGGCAACGGGAACACAGCCCUGCACUACAGCGUGUCCCAUGGGAACCUGGCCAUCUCGAGCUUGCUGCUGGAUACGGGGGUCUGCAAGGUUGACCGACAGAAUAGAGCAGGCUACUCAGCCCUCAUGUUGGCUGCGCUUACCUCCGUGGGUUGCGAGGACAUGAGUGUGGUCGACAGACUCUUCCGCAUGGGUGAUGUCAAUGCCAAGGCCAGCCAGACGGGGCAGACAGCUCUCAUGCUGGCCAUCAGCCAUGGCCGACAGGACAUGGUAGCAGCCCUGCUAGAAUGUGGGGCAGAUGUCAACGCACAAGAUGCAGAUGGGGCCACAGCACUGAUGUGUGCCAGUGAGUAUGGGCGCCUGGACACUGUCCGGUUGCUGCUGGCCCAGCCAGGCUGUGACCCUGCUCUCCUGGAUAAUGAGGGCACAAGCGCCUUGGCCAUGGCCCUGGAAGCCGAGCAGGAUGAGGUGGCUGCUCUGCUGCAUGCCCACCUGAGCUCAGCCCAGCCUGGUCCCCUGUCAUCCCCUGAACCUGCCACAGCCAUGCCUGGUGAAAGAGGAAGCAGUGACAAUGAAGAGGACCCCCAGUCUCAGUGAGUGGCCUGGCACAACGGACUUUGAUGGGGAUGAAGAGAUCUUUCCCUCCUCCACCUCAGCUUCUGGGGCACAGCAAAGGCCAGGGUCUGCUGUUCAGAUGCUAGCCUUGGCCCAACCUUCUUCCCUAAUAAAACAUUCCUAGCUAAAUUUGUGUCAUUUUAGGGGCACAUACAAACAU